ACCGUUAGAUUGGAGCGCAUCAACGAUCGUCAACUUUACACAAAAUCGACCGUUGUAUUUCCUUACCUCCAUUUAUAUACCGCCAUUUCUACUUUCUUCAUUACAUCCUUUCAUCAUAGCAGGCAAACUCACUUUCAGAGAAAGCGGUGGGAUCAAGAUCUACAACAAAAAUGGCUACAAGACCUCUUCAUCAGAAUCAAGUUAGAGGUGCAGUUCAGCAGAAGAAUGGUGAAGGAGAAAGAAAAAAUAGGACAGCUUUAGGAGACAUCGGAAAUGUAGUCACUACUAGAGGAGUUCCUGCCAUUAAUGGAGUCAUCAAACCUUCGGCGAUUAAUCGUCCUCUCACAAGGAGUUUCCGUGCUCAACUUGUUGCUAAUGCUCAAAUUGCUGUUGACAAAAAGAAGAAACAAGGAGAACAAGCAGUGGAUCUUAAUAUUGGUGGGGUAAGAAAACCAGGAGGAGUAGGAGCAUUAGCACAAAAAAAGCAAGAAAAGAAGAAAACUGAAGAAGAAAUGGUGGUAACAAAAACCCCAUCUUAUGAACAUAGGAAACAAAAGCAAAAACAUGUUUCUCACAAGAAAUCAGCAAGUCUUACUUCUUUUAUGACUGCUAGAAGUAAAGAAGCUUGUGGGCUAACUAAAAAACCUCAAGAAUUGAUUGUAAAUAUUGAUGAAGGAAGUUUAGAAGAUGAAUUAGCAGUUGUUGAGUAUGUUGAAGUCAUUUAUAAGUUCUACAAAAUGGCCGAAGAUGAAAACCGAUUGAUCGAUUACAUGGGUUCGCAGCCUGAUAUCAACGAUAAAAUGAGAUCAAUUUUGGUCGAUUGGUUGAUCGAAGUACAUUACAAGUUUGAGUUAAGGAAAGAAACACUUUACCUUACUAUAAACAUCAUUGAUAGGUUUCUUUCAAUGAUGGUUGUUCCAAGGAAAGAGCUUCAAUUAGUGGGUAUUGCUUCUAUGCUUUUAGCUUGCAAGUAUGAAGAAAUUUGGGCUCCUGAGGUAAAUGAUUUUGUUCAUAUAGCAGAUAAGGCAUAUGUUAGAGAACAGGUUUUAGCUAUGGAGAAAGUAAUAUUAGAGAAGUUGGAAUGGUAUUUGACAGUCCCUACUCCAUACAUGUUUCUCACAAGAUAUAUUAAGGCUUCUAUUCCUGCUGAUUCUGAGAUGGAGAGCAUGGUGUAUUUCUAUGCUGAGCUUGGGAUCAUGAAUUACUCGACGACAAUCAAGUACCCUCCGUCAAUUCUGGCUGCAUCGAGCGUGUACGCUGCACGCUGCACGCUGAAUAGCAGUCCUUCUUGGACCGAAACACUCAAGCAUUACACAGGCCAUUCAGCAAGCCAGCUUAUGGAAUGUGCUAGGCUGUUAGUGAGCUUUCAUGUGGCGGCACCGGAAAGCAAACUCAGAGCAGUUUACAAGAAGUUCUCAAAACCCGAAAAUGGCACUGUCGCCCUCCGGUCUCCUGCCAAAGCCCUUUUGGCAUCUACUUCAUGAAUUUUACUGUCAAAGUUGUUAUUUUAGUGAUGAAAUCUCUAGGUUUAAUCAUUAAAUUUGUAAUGGUCUGGUUAUUAUUAAUUGAAGUUGAUAUGUAAUGUAACCACAUUUUGAAGAAGUCACAUUGUAUGCAAGUUAAGGAGUCAGAAAAUUGUACGGAAUUUGUUUUAAGUUGGAAUCGAAAAUUAUCGGAAAUUUUCAAGUAA
Amaranthus tricolor (Joseph's coat) is the source of this 1690-nucleotide messenger RNA. RefSeq names its product G2/mitotic-specific cyclin S13-7-like. The transcript has 6 exons. Lineage: Eukaryota; Viridiplantae; Streptophyta; Magnoliopsida; Caryophyllales; Amaranthaceae. Bases 171 to 1484 code for a protein of 437 amino acids. Gene Ontology annotation, biological process: regulation of cyclin-dependent protein serine/threonine kinase activity; mitotic cell cycle phase transition. Gene Ontology annotation, cellular component: centrosome; cytoplasm; cyclin-dependent protein kinase holoenzyme complex. Gene Ontology annotation, molecular function: cyclin-dependent protein serine/threonine kinase regulator activity. The record is from RefSeq and is a predicted model, not a curated record.